Messenger RNA from Cydia pomonella (codling moth), 3624 nucleotides. RefSeq names its product zinc finger and SCAN domain-containing protein 2-like. Gene Ontology annotation, biological process: regulation of transcription by RNA polymerase II. The transcript is spliced from 5 exons. The record is from RefSeq and is a predicted model, not a curated record. The coding region runs from base 253 to 3243 and encodes 996 amino acids. Gene Ontology annotation, molecular function: RNA polymerase II cis-regulatory region sequence-specific DNA binding; DNA-binding transcription factor activity. Lineage: Eukaryota; Metazoa; Arthropoda; Insecta; Lepidoptera; Tortricidae.
AUAUUAUAUUAUAUUAUAUAAUAAGUAACAAAAAAGUUAAAAAAAAAUCAGUUGUGCCAUGAAAAACUGUCAAAAAGCCGCCAUAAUAAAGUUGCCCAAUUAUGACUUAAAAAGUUUCACUUGUCUGUGGCAACCUCACACCUGUCAUGUCAUUCCGUAGUAUGGCGUGGCGUGGUUAAAUUUAUCCUUCAUCCGUCACGUUCAUAUCUCUACUUAUGUGAAGUGCCUUAGAAACGCGGGGCGGCCUUAGUCAUGAUGAUGUCGCGAAGUGGUCGGAUCAGCAUGCUGCUGGAGGCAGCUCGGGUGAUGGAGGAGGCGGAACGAUUACUCCAUGUUCAUGUUAAAGAAGAGGCAGUUGAGAUAGAAGAUGACACAUCAAAAGAGGGGGAGCCGUGGGACGACACAGCAGCCUUGACCGAGGUGGUGACAGCACAGUAUGACCCAAAUGGUGAUGAUGAGGUCAAGGAUGACCUCGAGAGGGGCCCAGUGCGGCUAGUGCGGCCUGUUGUAGCAUAUGCUAUUAGUGCUGCUAUAGAAGAAGCGCGAGCCGUGGCAGCCGGACAACAACCACUUGAACAACAACCGGCCCCCAUACAACAACCAGCCCUCGUACAAUCCCCUGAACAACAACCUCCCACACAACCCCCUGAACAACAACCUCCCACACAACCCACUGAACAACAACCUCCCACACAACCUCCCACACAACCCCCUGAACAACACCCUCCCACACAACCCACUGAACAACAACCUCCCACACAACCCACCGAACAACGACAAGGUCCAGAGCAAACCAGUGAAGCACAACAUCUUGAGCUUAGACCCUGCGCCAUCAGGCCUGAACCCAUUGCUGUCCCCGAAGCUCCUUUCAAACACCAAGAACAACAGGAAACCAACCACGAGGAGACUCCAACCACUCAUAAACAAACCUACUUAGAAAAGGAAGUAGAUAGUGUCCCUGAAGCCAAUGUGAUUGAAUACAAUGUUGAAGUUAGCACAGAAAACCAAACAGAAGAUGAAAAACUGUCGGAUUGUGAAGAGAAACUCAUCUAUGAAGAUGAUAUUCAUAUUCAGGAAGAUUUUCAAGAAAAAAUCCCAGAAGUAAACAGCGAAGAAAAAGAAAACCCAUAUAUUUGUGAUAUAUGUAAGGAAAAGUUUGAGUCGAAAAUGGAUUUGAUAGAACAUGUUAUGAUACAUAUACACAUGGAAGAAGAUAAACAUGAUGUUGACGACGUGCCAAGCGCGGAAGAUAAGGAUGAAAUCAAUGAUAAUAGGACAAGUAUAGAAAUUGAAGAAGAAAAGAUAGAUAUUGUAGAAAAUAUGACAAACACAGAGACAGAAGAUAAAGACAAUGUUGUUGAAGUCUUGCCAAGCAUCGAGCAUGAUGUCGCUGUAAUCAUGCGAAGCAUGGAACAAGAAGAGGACAAGAAUGAUGUUGAUAUCAUGCCAACAGAACAAGAAGACAAAGAUGAUGUUGAAAUCAUACAAAGUACGGAGCAUAAUGUUGAAAUCCUGCCAAGCAUACACCAUGAUGUUGCUGUAAUUAUGCAAAGCAUGGAACAAGAGGAAGACAAAAAUGAUGUUGAAAUUGUACCAAGCAUGGAGCAUGAUGUUGAAAUCGUACUAAGUACGGAGCAUAAUGUUGAAAUCCUACCAAGCAUAGACCAUGAUGUCGCUGUAAUAAUGCAAAGCAUGGAACAAGAGAACAAGGAUGAUGUUGAAGUAAUACCAAGUACGGAGCAUGAAGUUGAAAUCCUGCCAAAUACGGAGCAUAAUAUUGAAAUCUUGCCAAGCAUAGACCACGAUGUCGCUGUAAUUACGCAAAGCAUCGAACAAGAGGACAAGCAUGAUGUCGAAAUGGUGCCGAUCAUGGAUCAUGAUGUUGAAAUCGUGCCAAGCACACAACAGGAUGACAAAGAUGAUGUUAUUGAAAUCAUGCCAAGUAUAGAACAGGAAGACAAAGAUGAUGUUGAAAUCGUGCCAAGCACACAACAAUAUGACAAAGAUGAUGUUAUUGAAAGUAUAGAACAGGAAGACAAGAUUGAAAUCGUGCCAAAUUUGGAAGAAGAUAAGCAUGAUGUUGAAAUCGUACCAACAGACCAGGGGCAUAAAGGCAAAUCAGUAAGAAACAUGCUAAGUGUGGAGCCGGAGGACAAGUCAGAAAUUAUAGAUCUCGUUGAUGAUGAUGGAGAGGAUAUGCCAAGCAUGGAGAUUGAAGUGGAUAGGGCUGGUGAGGAGAAAGUAGAACCAAGUCUCUCGCUGCGAACCUUCGUGCCGCGUGACUGCUUCGUGAGACUCGAGCGCUGUGACAUCUCACCCUACAUCACAACACGCCGAAAACCCGCCAAAACCCCCAGCGCAGCUCCCGAAUCCAACCAGAAAGAUGCCGACAAACACCAACAUAAUGCAGUCACGAACACAUACGACUGCGAUACAUGCGGCAGAUCAUAUAGGCAGAAACGUCAUCUGAAACGACAUGUUAAAAUGCAUUUGCGAACACAGUUCAAAAAGCCAAAGAAACGAAAAGAUUUCAGACAACCGCCGUUCCUUUGUUUAGUAUGCAACAAAGAAUUCACGCGAUUAUGGUCAUUACAGAUGCAUGAAAGAAUUCACACAGGGUUGAAGCCAUACUCCUGUGAAUACUGUGAUAAACAAUUCUCAGUUUUAGGAAACUAUGAAAUACAUAAACGUGUCCAUACCGGUGUAAGACCAUACUCUUGUAAGUUAUGUAAAAAAACUUUCACGCAAGUCGGCCAUUUGAGGACGCAUCAACGAGGCCACACUGGAGAAAAGCCUUAUUCCUGCGAAAUAUGCAAGAAGAGUUUUACGCGCUCUACUCAAUUGAAAACACAUAUGCGGAUACAUACCGGUGAGAAGCCGUUCUCAUGUGAGACAUGCCACAGACAAUUCAAGGAAAUGGGCACUUUAAAGAUGCAUAUGAGAAUACACACUGGGGAGAAGCCAUACUCUUGUGAAGUAUGUAAAAAAGGUUUCUCGCAAUCAAGCGCUUUAAACGUGCAUAAACGCAUACACACCGGUGAGAGGCCUUACGGUUGCGAAACGUGUCAGAAGCGGUUCGCAGAUUUGAGUACUUUAAAGGCACAUAGGCGUAUACACACAGGGGAAAAACCGCACUCCUGUAAGAUGUGCAAUAAGGCAUUUACGCAAUUGGCUAAUUUGAGGAUGCAUGAAUGGCGAAACUCGUGUACAAAAAAAGAUGAAGUUAUUAAGCCUUUACCAUGAAAAACUGAAUUGUGUUCUCAUUGUUGUUAUUAAUGCAGUAUCUUUUACAGUAUUUAUUGUAUGAACAAACUUAUCUAUGUUAACUUGACCGACUUAUCAAAAAAUUCUUACUUUUGUUGCACAAGUAUUUUAUGUUUUAUUCUUCUUUUUAAAAAUGAAUGUUGAAUGUUUAAAAAAUGUAGCAUUGCACCUUUGCUUCCCAUUGUAUUUUACUAUGUUUUUCACACUUGUCAAAUAAUUCUUUCUUUUGUUGUACUAGUCUUUUAUAUUAUAUUAUUUUUAAAAAUGAAUUUUGAACAUUUAAAAAAUCUAUGAAGUGUUUACACAACGUUUUUUACUGCCAAUAAAAGUGAACAUGAUAAAAAUACAAUACAUGUAACA